Messenger RNA from Aspergillus alliaceus, 2257 nucleotides. RefSeq names its product putative dynactin Arp1 p62 subunit RO2. Gene Ontology annotation, cellular component: dynactin complex. NCBI's taxonomy places the organism in Eukaryota, Fungi, Ascomycota, Eurotiomycetes, Eurotiales, Aspergillaceae. The record is from RefSeq and is a predicted model, not a curated record. Bases 153 to 2105 code for a protein of 650 amino acids. The transcript has 3 exons.
GAUUUUUAAGGGACAAUCUCCAUCAUCUUCAUAAAGAAACUGUGAGGUCUUCUUGUGAUCGCGUAUGUACAGAUCAGUCUACCCCCUUAUUGGGGUAAUGGUAUAGGGCAUGACUGGUUUGACCGUAUGUGAUUAGUUUUAGCUUUAUCAACAUGUCGCGCCCGUUCCCUUACGCCUACGUCUCCUGUCCUUGUGCCGACACACCUCUCCCCGACCCAGUCAGGAAACGGAGAUCAAGAGAGACUUCCCACAAGGCCAAUCCGGAGGGCAUCAAAGCGCCAGUUGCUCAGGACUAUGACUCUGAGGACGAGCGCACGUUUGACCCACGAUCUCCUCGAUCCAACUUUUCUUUGUAUCCCCCGGAGCAACUUCUUUACUGCGAGGACUGUCAUCAGAUCAAGUGUCCCCGAUGUAUAACGGAAGAAAUUGUGUGCUGGUACUGUCCCAACUGUCUGUUUGAGACACCGAGUAGCAUGGUUCGGAGCGAGGGGAAUCGAUGCGCUAGGAACUGCUUCAACUGCCCAAUAUGCACCGCUCCUCUCGCAGUCAGCACAUUAGAGAAUGUCAUCGGAGGGGGCAGCCAACAGGGCCCAUGGGUGCUAUCAUGCGGCUAUUGCAUGUGGACGACUCUAGACAUCGGCGUCAAAUUCGAUAAGCCCACCAACAUCCGCACGCAACUGUCCAAGAUGACGGAUUCUUCCCGAGGAAGACAGAUGUCCAAGACCUUCAGCGAUCUCAAAUCUCCGUUAUCCACAUAUUCCUCGAUUGAAGAUCAGUUUCCGUCGCCUAGCGAGAUCAGAGAUGAAUUCAACCCCGCCAACGAGCAGUCUGGGCCGUUAAACCCAGAGGCUAGAUUUCAGGCACUGAAGAGUUUCUACAAAAAUCAGAUAGCAGCGACCUCUUCAUCACCUACAGACCCUUUAGCUGACUUCGGGGCCGGAUUCUCUUCCCCCGGAGCGCUGAACCGCAUCAUGUCACUCUACACCUCAUCGUCGCGGCUCGGCAGUCUCUACGGCGGAGCUAACAAAAAGCCGAAAUCCAAGCCUCCAGUAAUGCGAGAAGCUCUCACAACCAGCGAAGGGCUAAGGGUGCCGGCACCCGAUGUAGAGAACGCACUUAUCCGGCGGAUGGCCUCCGGUGACUGCGGAUGGGACGGAAUGGCUUCCAUCGAACAGCGUACUUUCCAAUCUCCCGAUGCACGGUUCGUGGAAGACCUCCUUCCGCUGCCGGUACUACUUCGCACGAAACGGUCCAAACGUUGCAAGUCGUGCAAGCAUAUCCUUGUCAAACCCGAGUUCAAACCACAAUCAACCCGGUUCCGCAUCCGCCUGAUCGCCCUCAGCUACAUCCCCCUCCCGACUCUCAAGCCCCUUGUCCCCAGUCCAUUCGCGGGACUUCCAUCGGUCACACCUACGAUAUCCGGCGCCACGGCCAUCCCGAACCUGGACGCCCUAUCACCGCUGAAAACUGUCCAACUCCUGCUCACACUGAAAAAUCACAUGUUUGACCCUGUACGAGUGACACUCGCCACGCCGUCAGUAACACCCGGCCGCGUGGCCUCCAAAGUCACCAUCCUGUGCCCGCAAUUCGACAUUGGCGCUAACAGCGACGUCUGGGACGAGGCCCUGCAGGGCUCAACCGCGCCGGGUGACCAGCGCGCCUCCCGAUCGGGCACCUUCGGCUCCACCGAGAAGGUCGCAGAGGCCGGAAAGGUGUGGGACAAGGGACGCAACUGGACCACCGUUGUCCUGGAAGUCGUACCCGGGACGUUACCCGGUGGUGGCACAGGAGACACCCGCGUAAAACCUAACCAAAAUCGGGGCGACGAUGAUGACAGCGACGAUGGGGAUGACAAUUCCAUUUCCGACAUCAAUGCGAAUACCUUGGAUUGGAGCGGACAAGCGAAAGGCCCUGGUCAACAGCUACAGCCAGAUGAAGACGUACUGGAGAUCCCUAUCUUUGUGCGAAUGGAGUGGGACUCCGAGAACCAGAUCGACCAGGAACAGUCCGUUGGUAAAGGCCAGUCUACUGACACGGUAAAAAGGGAAUUGGCGUAUUGGAUGGUAUUGGGGGUGGGGAGAAUUACCCCUGAGAUGGGAUUGUAAAUGUCGAUGUCGAUGGAAUGGUUUGAGAUCGGUUGUUGAUAGAUGUCUUCUUUCCUUUAUUCACGUACAUACCCUUUUUGUUUGUUUAGUCAAGAUGAGUGGAAUUUUUAAUCAUCCUUAGGCCUCGUUGAUAAAUAUAUAUCUCAGGAACG